AAAAUAUAAAUUACAAAUGGCGUUUACGUAGAAUAGACAGAUGUGUUCACGGCCACGAUGGGCGAUGAUUCUUUGAUAUUACGAGAAGAUGGUUAUAUUCAUAUGAACUUUCCUGUUACUUCUUUAACGUAUCAUAGUAAUUUAAAUAUAAUAUUGGUGAAGACUCUCGUUGGUGGUGUACACGUUUUGGAUGUGAACUCUGGUGUGAUACUCCAGUCUUCUUUCCUGUCAGCAGCGGACGAGGGCGGCGCGCUAGGCGUCGAGUACGCGCCGGGUGCGGACCGGGUUUUUCUGUGGGACAACAGCGGCGUGGGCGCUCGCACCGACUACAAUGGGGUGCUCCUGCUGCACACGGCCCUGCAACGCCCGCUGCCCUCCUCGCAGCCCGACAAAAUAAUUCGCAUUGAACUCGUUUUGUCUGAGGCUGUUCUCCUGUACCAGUGUCUGGAGAGCCUAGACGCUCACUCGAUUGAGGGCCUAUCGGACUUCAUCACUGAACUCAAGAACGCCAUAGAUGCCGAGCCUGUUCGUAAGGGCGUGAAGGCGCAAAAGUGGAGCACAGUCAUCAUCCGACUGCCGCAGUCGACAGUCCGCUUGGUGACCACCGGAGUAGUCCAGGAGUUGAAGGGCCAGAACCGACGGAUCCCGGCUCUUGCCAUCGCCUCAGCCGUCGGCCAGCGGGCCAACGAGCUCGUGCCCUGCUCCCGGGAUGAGGAGACCAGGCCGUUGAUGUACUCUGAGGCCGAGAGGAAAGAGACUUUCAAACGAUGGCCUCAUAUGGAUUACAAAUGGGCGUUACCAGCGCGUAUGGCGCAAGCAGGCUUCUACCACCAGCCCACACCUAGCGGCGAUGACCGUGCUAUGUGCUUCACCUGCCUGGUGUGUCUAGUCUGCUGGGAGAAGUCCGACGAGCCCUGGGUGGAACACGAGCGUCACUCGCCCAACUGCCCCUUUGUACGGGGGGAAUAUACGCACAACGUGCCCAUAUCAGUCACAAACGCCACAGCUUGCGCCGUCCCGAGCCCGAACGUGACCAUAGUGUCUAAAGGCAACACGGGGGAGCUAAUCGCCGCGGGAACUUCCGACGGCAAGGUCAACAUCUGGCGCUUCGAGUGCGGCCUGCGGUUGGCCAAGUUCAUCCACCUGUCGCCCUACGACUCGAUCUUCAGCGGUAUACUCAGCACGGACUGCAAUAAAGUCUGGUCGGCGAGUAUAGAGAAAGAUACCUCAACAUACGGCAUCGAAUUGACUGCUAUGUCAUUCGUCGGUAUGACGUCACAACAGGAAUCGUAUUCCCAAGCGCAGAGCGCGGAGGGCGCGGAAAAGGACACGGCCAGCACAUCGAAGACGAAACCCUCAUUGAUAUGCGCGGUCACUGUCACCAGGACCAACACCGCGCCCUCCGACCAGCCCAUCCAAGAAGACUCCAGUAAGGCUCUCUUCGAGACCGGUGCGGACAAGGCCAAAGAGAGCGUUCAAGCCAUGAACGACGAGAACGAGGCAAAAAGCAAUUUGCCGUCCUCAAAUAAAAUGUUGUAUCUAUUGACGUACGACAUACACAGUUCCGUAGCUGGGUCCGUGACCACGGUGGUCCAGACCAGCAACGGCAGCGGCAACUCCAAGCCCGGCGGCAGCAAGAAAGUUUGCACCGUCGCGCGCAAGGACGACGCCAACAUCUACGACGAGAUCUACUUCCAGUACUCCGACGAGGACACCGAGCUGCCGCCCUGCACCAGCAGCCUCAUGGACGAGCAGAUCAGCAACGUGAUUAACCUCAACGCGUCCUCCAGCAAGGACGACUGCAAGAUAUGGGAACCGAAGAAGAUUAUCUUCAUGAAGCAUUUCAAGGUGCCGCCUCCGCCGCCGCCCACGGCACUGUUGCCCGAGCUCCCGGAAUCGGGACAGGGCAGCAUGCUAGACUUUGUCGGCAAAAUAUCCCAGCUCAAGAGCUGGAAGAGCGGCAACCUCGAGUCGGUCGGCACGAAGCUGGCCGACCAGACCGACGCGGUCCUGCAGCAGGCGGACCCUAUAACCCACUACCUCAACAUGAACGGACCUCUAGAAAUAUCGGACCUCAAGUGGUACGAGGGAGGCGACGGCGGAAAGGUCAAGGUCACGACCUUCGGAGGCACAAAAGUCAAGACGCAGACCGUCGUCAGCAACAGCAACAACGACGGCUUCGACAGCGACCCCCCGGCCGAGGAGGUCGUGUCGCAGGGCAUCGCCAUACAGUGCCUCAACGUCCCGACCAAUCUCAUCCUCAACGACGACUCCAAAGUCACCCAUCUCUUGCCCACUGAAGAUAAGGAGCAUUUACUCGUCGUCGUCUCGAGUAUCACCUCGGUCUCGGUGAAACUCGAGGACGACGCGGACACCGACGGCGAUAUAUGGAUGGACGUCGACGAGGUGACCGAGCCGCCGACCGAAAAAGAUUGUUCCGACGCGAAGGCCUACUUCCUUCUCUACAAAAUCAACAGCCAAACCUCUGUGUGCACUUUAGACGACAACCCAGUGUUCAUGAAAGAGUUGCCAUACAACGAAAGUCCCGUAGACAUAUGCCUGUUGCCUAUGGAUAAGCACUCGUUCGCAGUAGUCUCAGUUGACGGCUGCCUCCGAUUGUACUCGAUCGCUGACUUUUCUUUGUUGACUGAGAAACGAGUUCCUAAAGAACACUUUUCAUCUGUCACUUUCUGUGCGUCGGUCGACCGCCUGAGCGUGUCGACGAAGCACGGAAUCAUUUACUUCUACGCCCUGAACAACGGCGAGAAAGAUAACACCGGGGACGUGGACGACGACGAAUUCGCCAACAUAGAUUUCGACAUGCUUCAGAAAGCGCCUCGAGACGAGGUGUGCGGGCCGCUGCCCCCGCCCGUCAUCAUCGCGAACAAGACUGAGUUGGAUAUGAAUGACUUGGAAGCAUUGAUAUCUCUAACAGGGUCUUACGGUACGAACACGACGGUGCCCUACAGCGCCGUGGUGCCCGGCUUCUGGUGCGAGCUGUCGCCCGCUCAGCGCUCCAGAUCCGACCACCAGAAUAACAGGACUUGGAGACUCCAGUCGUCGACCUGGGACGAGCACGUCCUGGAAUUGACCUUGCCGUACAGCGUUUCGUUAGCGCACGUAGAGUUCGGCUUCACCUUGCACACGGCCUGCUCGGCCAACCUGCCGGUGAUCCAGGUCACACUACUGAAACAGAACCUUCACGGGCUCGGAUACAAGAAAGACGCGUCGUACGGCUCGCCCGUGCACUUUUCGAUCGACGCAGAAAACGCGACCAACGUCGAGAACCCCGUCAACAGCGAGGAGUAUUUGCAAGCUCAUAACGCUGAGAUUCUCGCCGGUCCAUUGCUGUUAUCCUCCGGGCUGGACUUGACGCAGCAGUCCGGCACGCUCAUAUUGACCAGUCCCCGCCUGUAUCGAGCGCGAGGUCGGACGUUCUUGAUACACAUCAAGUCCCUCUUCGACCCGGCCAAGGACCUGAAGGCUCAGUCCAAAGAGAGCGGGUCAAAGAAGUCCGGUUUUAUCGGAUGCGACUGGCUGCACCAGAUAUCGCUGACGGUGCGCGCGAGCCCGCCGACUGAUAUUCCAAUGGAGCGGCAGCAGAGGAUCGCGAUGCUCGAAUCUAAUGCGUUUCUGGACACUCUUUGCGAGAUCGCGACCGGCGGGGGUGAUUCCGAGAAGCGGAAAUUGGCUUUGGAUUUGCUGAUUUGGACGGUAUCGAUCCGUCUGCAGCGGAUUCGCGCUGCUAAGGCGGAGAAAGGCAAGGGCAAGGAAGCUGGUAGCGCGGCCGAGGCGGCGCAGCUGGAGUGCGCGCGCGCCGUGGAGCGCCACGCCGACGCGCUCAUCAAGAACUGCGUGCUGUGCUCCAACCGCAGCAUCGCCAAGAAGUGCGUCAAGAUCAUGCUGAUUACGAGCGAGGGCGUAAAGCAACUGCCCAAGCCUUGGAAGUCGACCUUCGAGCAGACGCUAACCAACAGCGUGAGCGGGUGCAUCCCGUUCCUCGGCGCGUGCGAGUCGCCGGGCGCACUGCGUUGGUUGGCGGCGCUGGCACAGCACGCGGCGCGCGGUGGCCAGAGACAGGCGGCGGCGACGCUCGUGGCGGGAUGCCUGGCGUUGUUAGAACGCACUGCGAGGUGUCUUCGUGACCGAGCUGAUGUUUAUCAUCAGCUGCUGAGAGCCAGGUUUGGCCUAUACGGGCUGCCGCUAGAACGCACAAUCUUCGCGUCAGAAGUGCCAGAACUGGGACGCGGCUCGUCGACUCCAGUCACAUACGCCAGCGUGCUCGCAGGCGACAAUGCUACGCCGCCCAGCGCUAAGACUGAUUGCCAGCUCAAAGACUUGCUCAAUCUACCCCCGGAUAUCGAUGCGAAGUCGCCGCCUUCAUCCGUCGCGGCGUGGGCGCAGAGCAACGGAGUGGGCGUGUUCGGGGCGGGGCUUAGCGAGGCCAUGCCCCUGCACGUGACGUGCCACGCCGCCUCCGACGGGACCAAACUGGAGUCCACUGGUGGCCGUCACCACGCUUCCGUUGUCAGCUACAUGCCUGGCGCGCUGGGAGUGGCUGAUCCUAACCAGCUUUGGUCCGCCGUGAAAGAGGGCCAAAUGAAACAAACAUCCCAAGAUCCCGACUCUUUAGAAGACGUCGAGAGCUCUUUGAUGGACUGUGAUCCUCAAGAGAAACUCGAGUUUUCUGAAGAGAAGCUUUUUAAGGAACAGGAGCAGUGCAAGAUCCCGUGGGCGGGGCUGGUGACGCGGCCGCCGCAGCAUACGCUAGUUGUGGAGCGAAUGCACUCGGGCGCGCGCAGAUAUAUCGUGCUCGACUUCGGACACACUGUUCGCCUCACAGACGUGAUAAUCCCGUCGUGCUCGGACCUGGUGACGCUUUGCAUCGACAUCUGGGUGGCGGGCGAGGAGACGGACUGCGUGAAGCUGGUGUUCGCCACCGACAUCGCCACGAAACAUCUGCUGCUCACCGACAUACAGCCGCCGCCGCUCUGCCGGUACAUGAAGAUCACAACAAUAGGCCGCUAUGGAAUGUCGGCAAUGAAGUGCAAGAUCCCCCUCGGCUGGUUCUACGGCGAGAUCGCCGAAAUCGCCAACGUGCAAGCCUCAGUGAACGCGCUCAACGCUUUGCACCAAGACCUGGCCUGCAGGUUUAGGCUUGCAUCAGGCAAACUAAUGGACCUCCUCAACCCCUACCUCGAACUAUACAACGGGAACGCCGCCCACAUGAUGGCGUACCUAAACAUCGCCAACGACACCGACAACAGUGUAGUCGCGGCCUACACCGAGUGCAUUGAACUCCAGCAGCAACUACACACCUGUAACAACAUACUGAAGAGACUGCAGAACACGCCGGAUUGUAAUCCGAUGAUAUUGAACCUUAUUAACAAGGGCAAGAUCAGCUCUGAAGCGCUGCUGCAGAGGUCGUCGACCGACAAGCUGACUGUGAUCAGCGAGAAUGUCGUCGAUAUGCUGCUGUACUUCUUCUUCCAAAUGGGCGAUGUGCCGCACGAGGAAGUGACCCUGGAGUGGUGUAAAGCAGUGUGCCCAGUCUCGUGGGAGUGGGGCGGGCGCGCGGGCGCGGCGCUGGCCACGCUGGCGGCGCGGCUGUGCGGCGCGGCGGGCUGGUGGGGGCCCUACCUGGCCGACACGCUCGUCGCCGCGCUGCAGGACGCCGACGCGCCGCCCAGGGCGCUGGACAGAUGUCUCGUGCUAGUGAUGUACAUGUGCCGCAAGAGUCUCUUCGCUCAAACCGACCCGGAGCAGGGCGUCGCGGCCGCGCUGGCCGAGCGCGCUCUCACACUAGUCAGGGCUCCGAGGGCACAACCGGCGCUGACCGCCGCUAUACUGACGGCACUUGCGGCUGUAUUAGACGCCGCGGCUGCCGCGCCGGCCAGCCAAACAAAACACAACCGCUGGGACUGGGUAAGCGGGGGCCGCGUGGGCGGCGGCGGGGAAGGCGCCCGCCCAGAAUGCCGCCUGCACCGCCGCAAGCUGCACAAGAAACUCCUCCACCAGAUGCAGGAGUUAGAAGCAGCUCGUCGUGGCAUCCAGGUGGCACUGGAGGAGCAGCAGCGUGCCCGUUUCGGUCUGAAGGCGCGCAUGGCGAUGGUGGGCAAGCGCGACGCGGGGGCGAAGGCCGAGGCCUCCGGGCCGCCGGUGGAGGCCCGGUCCGUGCGCCCUAUGCCGCCCGAGCUCGGCUCGCGACUUGGCGCCGCGCUGGUAGCACAUAUGCUAGCGGCUGAUAGCGCCUCGGAUGGGGAUGCGCUGCUGUUGUGCGCUAAGGUGGUGGGCCGUCUGUGUUGCGUGUGUGGCGGCGCAGGCCUACUAGAGCCGUCCGGCGUGCUAGGAUUAGCGCGGCUGGCCGUCACGCUGCCGCCCUGGCCGCGCCACGCGCUCACCACGCUCUUACAGGACUUAGUAGAAUUCGAAAGCGGCUCACCCAACACGAGCCCGUCUGCGUCGACGGAAGAGGCGUGGCCUGCUGCCGGCUCGUCGCGCUACCACGCGCCGCCCGCGCCCAAGCCACGCCCCAAGGGCGCCACUGUCGCAGAUGCGUUAGCCGAUAGUUUUGGUCUGGUGAAGAGUAGCAACUUUAGCAAGCCCAAAAUUGUCACACAAGAAUCGAUCAAAGACAUCGAGAUAGAGGAGCAUCUUGCUCAAGUGACCGAGUCAGACGACUCGGAGACCGAGGAGAAGCUCGAGCAAUACUUCCUGGACGCCGUCGCCGUCAAGAAGGAGACCAGGAGCAAACUGGCCAUUGACAAUAUCACCAGCGUGGUAUCAGAAUGCGGCGACGCUCGCCUAGAGAGCGGCGCAGGAGGCGCGGGCAUCGCCGCCGAGGCACUAGCGAGGCGCGCCCUACUAAAUACCGGCGGGGCGCUCGCCGCCGCUUUACGCGCGCCGACGCCGCCGCCGCCGCCGCCGCCCGCGCCGCCGCAGCCUACGUCGCCAAGCUCGCGACCGCAUCCGCCGCUCACGCACACGCUGUAUGACGUGUUCAGGCAUCUGGCGCUGGAGUUCCACUAUCAGAUGGACUGCACGUUCAUGGAGAACGUGAUAGCUCUCUGGUUAACGCUGAACGGGUCGGCGUGGGGCGGCGCGUGGUCGCUGGCCACGCUGGCCGUGCCCGCCGACAUGCCGCGCGUGCGCUUCGCCCCAGACACCGUCAACGCGCUGCUGCAGUCGCUGUGCACAUUGGAAAACGUAUCGCUGAGGUGUUGGGUGUUAUCCAUGCAAACCCUCGCCUGGAUCACCAAUUUGCCUUUGCAGAUGGAAGGCAGCACUCAGACGAUGGGUCGAGUGAUACUUGAAUGCGAGCACUUCGUGCCGGCUGUGGUGAAGUUCAUUACCAUGAAUGUUGCUACAGAUGGUGCUGUAAUCUCAUCAGAACCUUAUCUCGGCGGAGCCACAAUCGGCGCGGGCGCGGGCGCCGCGUCCGCCCUGCACGCGCUGCUGUCGCGCGUGGUGUGCGCGCGCGGCGCGGCGGGCGCGCUGGCGUCGCUGCGGAUGGUGGCGAGCGUGUGGCGGCGCGGCGGCGAGCCCGGCCAGGCCUACGACCUGCAGGCCACGCUGCUGCGCCUGGCGCUGUCCAUCCUGCAGCUGCUCAGCGGCCGCCACACGCAGCACGCGGUCGCGCUGCUCGACACCGUCGCUCACAUGUCAGCCGGCUGGGUGCGCGAGAGCAACAGCUCGCGCGGCGAGGCCGGGUCGGAGGCGCGGCUGUCCGGGCUGCUGGCCGACGUGCUGGGCGGCGGCGGCCGGCGCGCCCCGCUGCGACGCGCCGUGCUGGCCCAGCUGCUGCACUACUGCCGCAAGCUGCUGGCCGUGCCCUACCCGCCGCCCGCGCCGUCUGGAUCAAGUCCGAACAUGUCUACCGGUGAACAGUCACAAACGGACGAGAGCAAGGCGCAGCAUUCACAGCACGCCGCUACUAAUGUGGAAGACGAACGCAAGCAGCAAGCUGCGAGAACACCUUGCCACGCUGACACAGUACUACAACACCCACUCAUUAUGGAGAGAUUCUACAGAACGCUGUCCAUGUGCGACGGCAUGAGUAACCUAUUUUUGAACUCGGGAAUGAACUCAGAGACGGCUGGCGACUACGCGUCUCUGAAGGAGGAGGUGUUCUGGCUUGUAGCCACCAUCCCUAGCGUGGCUGCCAACCCUGUGCUUAUGGUUUCUAGCAUUAUGGACUUCAUCAGGAAAGAAGAGGUCGUCCACCUAUCUCAAGCCAUGCAGCAGCUCAUUAUCCGGCUGCUGGACAAGCCCGAAGCGCAGGCGGCUUUCAUCGAGGCCGGCGGGCUGGAGCUGGCCGUCGAGAAGCUCACCGCCUGCCACCUGUCAGGACCGAGCAACAGCCAGGGGCUAGUGUCCUCGCUGAUGAACUACCUGAAGCUGCCGCCGCAGCUCAUCAACCUGUCCACGCCCGCUACCAGCAGCAAGAAGAACCAGCCGCCCGUCAUUGAGACCACUAACGGGCUCGUCAACAUUGCACCGCUGUGUUCGGUGUCGUGCGGCAACCCGACCGCGCAGGCGGCGGACGUACUCCUAGAGGGAAGCGGCACGAGCAGCGGGCGCGGCACGUGCGCGGCGCGGCGAGUUCGCGCGGCCGCCUGGUCCUACCACUUCUUCAGCGCUGAUGACACCUCGCUCGCGCUCACGCUCACGCUGCCCUACGCUGCUGCGCUGCAUGAGCUGCAGUUGCAGCCGCAUCUUACUAGUCUAGCCACGUGCCCAGGCGCCGUGGGCAUCGAAGCCGGCUGUGGCGACACGGUGGCGCCGCUGGGCCCGCCGCAGUGCACGGCCGGCAUGACGUUCAUCCGCCUGGCGCUGGCGCGGCCCGUGGUGUGCUCCACCGUCCAGCUGCGCCUCUACCGCCCGCGCGACUCGUCCAACAUGGGCCUGCUGCAGCUGCGGCUGCUCGUGGCGCCCGCCUUCAGCCCGCACGCGCCGCCCGCGCCGCCGCCCGCGCCGAACAACUGGGCGUGCGUGAUAUCCGCGUGCACGCGCGCGCGUUCCGGCGCGACGCGCUGGGGCGCGGCCGCGGGCGCCGGCGCGAUCAACGCGCUGUGCGCGUGCGUGCUGGGCGGCGGGCCGCCGGCGCACCACGCGCACCACGCGCUGUUAGCCGCUGCCGUGCACGCGCCGUCGCCUGCGCAUCGCGCGAGAGUGCUCACUGCGUUGUUGCAGACCGAUUCUGCUGCUAGAGCUCACGAGUUCCAAGUGUCCCCCAACAUGCGCGGCUGCGGCGGCGCCAUGAACGGCGUGUGCGAGCUAGUGCGGCAAUUAUGCGCGCGCUGCCCCGCCGGCGCCGCCCACGCCUACCUGCAGUGGCUGGCCGGCGCCGCCGAGCGCUGGCUGCGCGACCGCACGCCGCCCUCCGCCGCGCUCACGCACACGCUGGCCACGGUGUUGUGGACGUUAAAAGAAGAAAGAUCUCUAGAAGACUUGGAGCAGCUCAUCACAGAUGACUUGUUCGAGUUAGUGUACACGUGGGUCAAGGAUGUUCCCGAAUCUAGUCUACUAAAGAAAUCCCUUGAUUCCAUAUUGUGCUCAAUGUGCUACAUUCGCCCGGAAUUAUUCAAGAUGCUUUUGGAACAAAUGGAUAUUCCAAUGGAUCAAGAAGAAAGCAUGGAAGGCCUAACCGACGACACUAAAGUGCACGCCAUGCCAACCGGCCGGCCGGAACCGGCGGAGUGCAACAGCAGCGUGGCUUGGAAGCUGCGCGGCUGGCAGCUGCAGACCGUGGCCGCCGCCGCCAUGUCGCCCGCCGCCACGCCCGCGCUGCUGCACUCGCGGCUGCCCGCUUGCGCCGUGCGCGCCAUCACAGAAUUCAGCGAAGCAAAACUAGAACUUAUCAAAGAGCAAAUGUCCUCACAAGACGACGUAACCAUGCUUGAAUGUGAGAAGGAAUUGCCUCAACCCAAUACUGAACUACCGUCAAUGAAAAACGUAUGCCAACUGGUGGAGUUUGCGCGGUCGCUGUGCGCCGAGCGGCGGCUGAAGGAGUGGCUGGGCACCACCGGCGCCUGCUUCUGGCAGCCGCUGCUCACGCUGCUGUGCUUCCCGCGACCGCCCGAGACCACGUGGCAGGAAGGCGCGCAGUACGCGGCGCUGGAGGAAGCCACGAUCCGGCUGUUCGCUGAGCUCAACGUGUGCCACGCCGCCAACCAGAAGCUCUUCGCGCACACGCUGCACCGGAUACUCGAGUCCAUGCACUGCACUGGUCCAGAGGGUAUCUCCGGGUUCACCCGAUCUCUCAUCCUCCGCCUGGUGUUAUCCGGGUCGCGCAUGCGCGUGGCGUUACGCUGGGGCGGCGCCUGGUGCGCGUGCGGCGCCUGCGGGUCCCCGCCGCACGCGCCGCCCGCGCCGCCCUCCGCCCCGCCCCGCCACCCCUCGCACCCGGCGGCGGCGCAUCAUGCUGUACUGACGCUGCCGCUGCAUACUACUGUGCGGGCGCUGCUGGCUGAACAUAGGCCUCCAUUACCAAUAAUAGACGACACGGCAAAGAUGUGCGUGAGCACCGCUCCAGGCGGCGCCAACUCGGUGCUUCGCAGCGCUUCGGAUACGGCCAUUAUGACCGUGGCGGAGGCCUGGGAGCUUAGCCUGGCCGCCGCUAGCGCGUCCAAAGACAAACGCGUCAAAGACGUCAAGAACACGUCUCUGAAGCACCAGAACAGCAAGAAGAGGCAGCUGAAGGCGACCAAUGAGCCUUCCGUGCUGUGUGUGAGUGAUGAACUCAUCGAGUCCACAAUCCGGGUGCAAGUGCCUGGUCUGGAGGGCUUCAUCCCGCCCAGCACCACCCUAGCACAACUGGCUAUGGCCGCGCCGCAGGCGUUCGGACCGCACCUCACGCUCACGCUGCAUCUCAACACCAAUGGUGACGUCUGGUCGGGUCCCACAUGGGAGCCGCCGGCGAACACGAGCGCGGGCGCCUCGCGCUGCGGCGGCGUGGUGCUGCGAACGUUCGCGGCGUGCGGCGGGCUCGCCCUCGUGGCCGCUCGCCUGCCGCGCCCGCACGCGCCGCCGCACCCGCCGCCUGCGCAGCACCAUCACCACCACGACCUGGACUGGGUCAAGCUGGACGAUCCUUACGAGGAGGUGGUGGAACUAGGCGUGAUCUCAGGAAGUAGUGCAGCGACGGAGGAAGGCGGCGGGGUGCCGGCGCACGCGCUGGGAGCCCUGGGGCUCCUGCUGAAGCUGCCGCGCUACGCCGCCGCGUUGCUGGACGAGGGCGCGCGUGCUGCGCAUUUGCUGCGCUUGCUGCUCGGCGUGGCGCACGACGAGGACGGCCGGAGCAUAGUAGUCGGCGGCAACGGCAGCGGCACCGGCGAAGCGGGCUGGUCGCUCGGUACUCUGCCGUUCCGCGUGGUGUCCCGCCUGUUAGAGACCAGCGGGCCGCUCGGCUCGCCCGAGGCCGUCGCCUUACGCCGCGCCCUGCUGGCGUUGGGCGCCGUGCGGCUGGUGCUCGCCUGCCUGGCUGUGUUCACGCACCAUAGACCCGCCUCAAACGAUAACAGCCAAGCCUCAAACGGGUCGGGCAAGUCGGAGGACAAGAGCCAGCUGUACUGGGCCAAGGGCACGGGCUUCGGCACGGGCUCCACGCAGCAGUCGUGGAACGUCGAGCAGGCGCUCGUGCGCCAGCGCACUGAAGAGGAGCACGUCACUGUGCUCUUGCAAGUCAUAGCCUCAUACAUGAACCCCGGCGAGAAGUGGCCUCCCGAAGAGAACACCUCCGAAGACGAGUCCUCUUCCGGGCGGUCGUCGACCCCCGCCGAGGCUGAGGGCGAGGGGGAGGGGGAAGCCGAAGAGGAUGAGCCCCGUGACUUACCCGCGGAGUUCAUCGACCUCAUCGCCGGCAGCUCGCUGGUGCCCGCGAUAUGCUCGUACCUUAGGAAUGACUCGGUGUUGGACAUGUCGCGGCACAUCCCUCUGUACGUGUGCGUGCUGCGCUGCGCACGCGCACUGGUGGGCGCGCGCAGCCGGCGGCUGGCGCCCGCGCUGCGCCCGCUGCCGCGCCUGCUGCACAACAUGAGCCGCACCACCAACUCCUACGCCGCCAAGCUUAGAAUGAGUAAAAAGAAUAUAUUCGGAAAGAUGACGUAUAGCCAAAGAUUUAGCACAUCAAGUAAUUCAGAAUUAUCGGAAGAAGACGAAGGCCUCGCAGCGCUCAUUGCUGAUAUACAGGCGACGUCUGCGCUGGUGUGGCGCGCGGAGGGCGGCGCGGGCGCGGCGGGCGCGGGCGAGGCGCUGGCGGCGCGCGCGCUCAGCGGCGCCUCGCGCGAGGCGCGCUACAUCGAGCUCAUGCGCACCAUGCAGUUCGAGACCUUCGAGAUGAUAGCGGAGUGUCCCGACACGGGGUUCCGUUUCACGGUGCCGUACCACUUCGAGGGCGCGGUCCGGGCCGCCGGCGCGCGCGCCGCGCCCGCGCGCAUGAAGCGCCUGGCGCAGGAGGCCGCCACGCUCGCCACGUCGCUGCCGCUGUCCUACUCCUCCUCCGUGUUCGUCAGGACCGACACCGACCGCCUGGACGUCAUGAAGGUCCUAAUAACGGGCCCGUCAGACACGCCGUACGCGAACGGCUGCUUCAUCCUGGACGUGUACUUCCCGGCGGAGUACCCGGCGGUGCCCAUGCUCAUCAACCUGGAGACGACGGGCCGCCACUCGGUGCGCUUCAACCCCAACCUCUACAACGACGGCAAGGUCUGCCUGUCCGUGCUCAACACGUGGCACGGCCGGCCCGAGGAGAAGUGGAACGCGCACACGUCUAGCUUCUUGCAGGUGCUGGUAUCGAUCCAGUCGCUGAUCCUGGUGCCGGAGCCGUACUUCAACGAGCCGGGCUACGAGCGCAGCCGCGGCAGCAGCGCCGGCUCCAGCGCCUCGCUGGAGUACAACUCCAACAUCUACCAGGCCUGCGCGCGCUGGGCCAUGCUCGACCACCUGCGCAGCCCCGAGCCCUGCUUCAAGGAGGUGAUCCAGACGCACUUCUGGAUCAAGCGCAACGAGAUCAUGCAGACGGUGGCCAACUGGAUCACCGAGCUGGAGGGCCAGGGCGGCGACGAGCGCACGCAGCGCACCAUACAGCUCAACCUCAUGGCGCUCAAGCGGCACUACGUGAAGCUUCAGGAGGAGCUGGCCAAGCUGCCGGUGCCGCCGGGGCUGGAGGCGCUGGACGAGCCCUUCGUGCUGCCCGCCGCGCCCGCGCACGACGCGCCCGCGCCCGCGCCCGCGCCCCAAGACAUCGACCACGACAUGGAGAAGAUCGUCGCGCAGGUGCUGGACUGAACCGGACACCAGUGGUGAUCAACGUCCCCCCCUGCCGCGCCUCCCCCGCGAAAGUACAGUCACGGAAUGAAAAGGUUCGUCAGUUUUCAAAUUGAUUCCUUUAACGAAUCGCGAGCACAUAUUACCUUUGAAAC
This is a messenger RNA of Ostrinia furnacalis (Asian corn borer), 13421 nucleotides long. RefSeq names its product BIR repeat containing ubiquitin-conjugating enzyme (gene Bruce). Gene Ontology annotation, molecular function: cysteine-type endopeptidase inhibitor activity; protein binding; ubiquitin-protein transferase activity. The transcript has 60 exons. Gene Ontology annotation, cellular component: nucleus. The record is from RefSeq and is a predicted model, not a curated record. Lineage: Eukaryota; Metazoa; Arthropoda; Insecta; Lepidoptera; Crambidae. Gene Ontology annotation, biological process: negative regulation of apoptotic process; regulation of cytokinesis; apoptotic process. The coding region runs from base 58 to 13287 and encodes 4409 amino acids.